AUGGCCACCUUCGUACUCCUCCUGCAAUGCCCACCAUCGUCCAGCCUACCCAUCUUUUCACGACACGCUGCAAAACACGCAGCAGCCUAUCAUCGCUAUGAUCGCAAACAAUCUCUCGCUGCACAGUACGACAGCGAGCGCCUCAGUAAAGAAGGCUUCAAGCGAACCGUCACAAUGACCAGCACGACCCAGCAGCUCCAAGGACUCAGGCGACGCUCGCAUAGCGAUAAUGUCGAAGAGGUGUCUAUGCCUAUUGCUGAUACAGUUGAGUGGACAUCGCCUGUUGUGGAAUUCUUCAAGCGACUGCUUCUACAGGACUCCUCUGGAUUGCAAGACGAUGCAGUGCUGAAUGCACCACGGAUUCAAGCACCUGCGCGUCGUGCACUUCGCUACAAAGACUGGAAGGACCUACAAAUCUCUAGUGGGUGGUCUGGUCAUGCACUUGAAGAAGCACAACGUGCCAUUCAACAAGACUGGGAUUUGGGUGACUUGCUCGAUAUCGGUUCUUGUGAAUUGGCCCUGUUGGAGAGGAUGGUACAGGUUGCCAAGGAAGUGGAGGCACAUACCUUUCUGCCUGCCAUUGUUGGGACGCAAGGCUCUCUCAAGGAAGACCUCGAACGCGGUCGCGUCAAGAACCAGAUCCUCUACCUCUAUGGCCAAUGCCUUCUCUCUCGCAUCAGGCUGGCUCAGAUGAUUUCCUUUGAAGGUGGCAGUCACUCACGGGCAGGCAAGCUAGAAACUCUCAAAUUAGCAGACCUCGAAGCAUCCCUUGACGAAGCAGUCAAACGCGAUCGAGCGAAUGACGGGGAACGCUCCGUCUCAGUCUUUCACGACACACAUGCCUUACUGUGA
This is a messenger RNA of Protomyces lactucae-debilis, 852 nucleotides long. RefSeq lists its product as uncharacterized. Bases 1 to 852 code for a protein of 283 amino acids. Lineage: Eukaryota; Fungi; Ascomycota; Taphrinomycetes; Taphrinales; Protomycetaceae. The transcript is spliced from 2 exons. The record is from RefSeq and is a predicted model, not a curated record.